Messenger RNA from Zeugodacus cucurbitae (melon fly), 2577 nucleotides. RefSeq lists its product as uncharacterized. The coding region runs from base 1 to 2577 and encodes 858 amino acids. NCBI's taxonomy places the organism in Eukaryota, Metazoa, Arthropoda, Insecta, Diptera, Tephritidae. The transcript has 5 exons. Gene Ontology annotation, molecular function: nucleic acid binding; zinc ion binding; aspartic-type endopeptidase activity. Gene Ontology annotation, biological process: proteolysis. The record is from RefSeq and is a predicted model, not a curated record.
AUGGACGUACAAGAUAUUUUGAGUUUGACAGUGGUAGCUCUGAAGAACAAAUUGAGGGAAGUUGGACUGAGUGUUCAAGGCAGGAAAUGUGAAUUAAGAGAUAGGUUGCUCUUAUAUUUCGGACAUGUGUUGGAGGAUGAAGAUGAAAGUGAAAGUGAAACACGUUCAGUGACAAUGGUAGAGGCACCAACCUCUCACCAAGACAAUGUAGUGUUUAAUCCGCAGUUCACACUGAGGGAUGUGGAAGGGAGUAUUUCAUUGUUUAGUGGUACGGAUGAGCUAGGUGUUGAUAAAUGGUUAGAAGAAUUUGAGGAUAACGCGCUUCUUAGAGGGGCUGCUAAAUUGUUUGUACGUAGCCAGACGGGAAUCAAUAGUUUCAAUUCGCUAAAAUCGGCGUUGAGAAGUGAGUUCGGUGUAAAACCAACAUCACUAGAUAUUCAUCGCAUGUUACAAAAUCGUCGUAAGAAAAAUAACGAAAGUCUUCGUGAAUACUUGUACAAUUUGAUAGAAAUUGCCAAGCCAGUUGGUUUAGAUGACGAAAGUCUCAUUUUGUACUUUAUUGGAGGAAUUCCAGAUUCAAAAUUAAAUAAAACAGUUUUAUAUCAGGCACGAACAAUACAAGAGCUCAAAGAGCAGUUAAGAGUAUAUGAGAGGGUACAUGAUUCUCGACAGCCUUCAAGCAAGGAGAAGUCAUGGCAUGGGGUGGCAACACCGGUAGAACCAAGGGUUCAAAGGAAGUGUUUCAAGUGUGGAAGUGAAUCUCAUUUGGCCAAUGGUUGUGAUAAGAAUGAGAGGGUACAUGAUUCUCGACAGCCUUCAAGCAAGGAGAAGUCAUGGCAUGGGGUGGCAACACCGGUGGAACCAAGGGUUCAAAGGAAGUGUUUCAAGUGUGGAAGCGAAUCUCAUUUGGCCAAUGGUUGUGAUAAGAUUAGGCAGAUCAAAUGUUUUAAGUGUGGACAGAUGGGCCAUCGUAAAAUUGAAUGCGAUCGUAGAAACGACGUGCAUGUUAAUACAGAAUCAAAACGCAAUAGCGCUUUGACUGUCUGGAAGACAAGUGGCAUCUUCAAACCAAUGAAGAUGGGUAAUUUAGUGAUCAGUGCUUUAAUUGAUACGGGUGCUGACGUGAGUUUAAUGAGCGAAAAGGGCGCUAAGUUCGGCAGAAAAAAGCUCGAAAGUUUAAAUGAUAAAGAGAAUUUAGGGAUAAGACAAAUUUGUCAAAGUAAAGACGGGAAAGAUUUUGAAUUGUUAAAGGUAAAGGAAGAAGAAAACAACGCAAGUGGUAGUAAUUUGGCUUUAACUGAAUUUGCUGCACUUUGCGUAGCAAUGAAAGAGAAAGAUAGCAACUCGAUAAUAGACCUUGAUUUAGGACAUUUGAAAAGCGAGCAAGCAGAUACAGUUUUAAAGAUGGUGCACAGUUUUAAACCAGUAAAGCAGACACAGUCACCAGUACAAAUGAAGAUUUUGAUAACAGAUGACAUUCCUGUUUACCAAACGCCAAGACGAGUUUCAUGCGUUGAUCAGAAGAUAAUCGAUAAUCAAAUAGAUAAUUGGUUGAACGAAGGUAUAAUUCGACAAAGCAAUUCUGAGUAUGCUUCACCAGUUGUUUUGGUUUCAAAAAAAGACGGUACGAAACGACUCUGCUGUGACUUUAGAAAAAUAAACGAGAAGAUUAUACGUGACAAUUUUCCAAUGGUACUUAUAGACGACGUUUUGGAAAAGUUGCAAGGGGCUAGAUAUGUAAUCGAGAACGGUAGUAUCAGGCCCUCUGAAGGGAAGGUAAAGGCCGUGCAACAGUUUCCUUUGCCGCGAGAUAAAAAGGGACUGCAACGGUAUUUAGGAUUAACAUCUUAUUUUAGAAGAUUCAUUGAGGGAUAUGCAUCGAUAGCGAAGCCACUAAGCGACAUGUUAAGAAAGGAUGCGAAAUAUCAUAUAGGAGAGCAGCAACUGUUAGCGUUUCAACAAUUAAAAUUAGCUUUAAUGAAAGCUCCGGUAUUACAGAUUUACGAUCCAAAGGCUCAAACGGAGAUACACACAGAUGCUUCAAUGUAUGGAUAUGGUGCCGUGUUACUGCAGAAAAACUCGGAUGAUCAGCAGUUUCAUCCUGUACAGUUCAUGAGUAAGAAAACUACUCCAGCAGAGGAGAAAUACAACUCCUAUGAACUCGAAAUGUUAGCAAUUAUUCAGGCAUUAAAGAAAUGGCGUGUGUAUGUGCUAGGUCAGAAAUUCCGAAUUGUAACCGACUGCAAUGCAUUUACGAUGACUAUUAAAAAACGUGACGUACCAUUACGAGUAGCUCGUUGGGCUAUGUACUUACAAGACUUCGACUAUGUCAUCGAACAUAGGAAAAAUUCAAGAAUGCGACAUGUUGAUGCUUUAAGUCGUGUGGCAUGCAUGAUAAUUGAAGAUUCGGUCGCGCAUCGCUUAAGGGAAGCUCAAAAAUCUGAUGAGUGGAUCAGGGCGAUUAUUCAAGUCUUAGGAAAAUGUGAAUACGAAGAUUUCUUUAUGCGAAACGGGCGUUCCUCGGGGAAAUGGUCAAGUGGAACGGAUGCACCGUAUAUUGGUUCCAAUGUUAGCUAA